AUUCACCCUCUCUUUCUGGCUAUCUCCACCUUCACUCCAUCUUCACUUCUUCAUCUCUUCUGUAGACCUUUAAAUUUGCAUCUGUAUACCCUCAAGACUUUCUCUCUACAAGACCGGGCAAAAACAGCAAACAUAUCCUCCUCCAUAAAAAGUCUUGUGUCGCUUUUUUAGAGAAACCGCCAGUCAAGCCUUCAGCUGUUCGCAGUGCCGGCGUGGGAGAAAGAAACCAUGUCUCAGCAGAUGUUGCACUUGACGGUGGUGUCCAUGUGGCUUUUUGCAGGGUACUUCCUGACAGAGGCGACGUAUAAUAACCACCAUAUGUACAACCGCUACCGUGCAUUCAAUCACCAUGCCAAACAGCAUGCCAGCAUGGACAAUCAACUUCCUCCAGAGGUACCCGUGGUGACAGAGGUAGUGGCCCCUCGCCCAGUCAACUUCAGUCGCACCUUUUAUGGGAUCAUGUUUGAUGCAGGCAGCACUGGCACUCGCAUCCACAUCUACAGGUUCAUUCAAAAAGAUCCAGUUGAGCUGCCAGUGCUCGACAAUGAGAUGUACCAUGCUGUGAAGCCUGGACUGUCAGCAUAUGCGGAUGUGCCUGAAGUGGGUGGAGAAACCAUUAGGCAGCUGCUGAAGGUGGCAAAGAAGACAAUUCCUAAAGAGGAAUGGAUCCAGACACCUGUGGUUCUGAAAGCCACUGCUGGCUUACGCCUGCUACCUCAAGAAAAAGCCAAAGCCCUGCUGAAUGAGGUAAAAGACAUUUUUGAUGACUCUCCUUUCUUUGUGCCAAACAACAGUGUCACAAUCAUGAAUGGAACCAAUGAGGGGGUCUUGGCAUGGGUCACAGUAAACUUCCUGACAGGUCAUUUGUAUGCUAAAACAAGGAGAACUGUUGGGAUCUUGGAUUUGGGUGGAGGUUCAACUCAGAUUACUUUCCUCCCAAAAUUUAAGAAAACUGUGAUGACCGCUCCUCCAGACUACAUUGCCAAAAUCAACAUGUUUAACAGCACCUACGAACUGUACACCCACAGUUACCUUGGAAAUGGACUUAUUGCAGCCCGACUGGCAACUCUUGGUGCUCUUGGUGCUGAUGGUCUUGAUUGGAAAGUUUUUAGAAGUUCUUGCUUACCCAAAAAAUUCCAAGAAGACUGGACCUUUGGUGGACUCACCUACAAAGUCAGUGGAAUCCCAGAUGGUUUUGCAGGGUACAAGCUGUGCUACCAUGAGGUGAUGCGGGUGGUGAAAGGGAUUGUGCACCAACCCUUUGAGGUGAAGGGUAGCAGCAUCUUCUAUGCCUUCUCCUAUUACUUUGACAGAGCUGUGGAGUCUGGCCUUAUUGAUGGAUCCCGUGGUGGUACUUUGGAGGUCAGGGAUUUCAAAAGAAAGCCAAAGAAGCAGCCCCUCCUUUCCAACUUGUGCAACAAGAUGACCAAAUACCGUCCAAUCAGCCCAUUCUUGUGCAUGGACAUGACCUAUAUCACCUGCCUACUGAAAGAUGGAUUCGGCUUCAAGGACACCACUGUUCUACAGCUUACUAAAAAGGUGAAUAAUAUGGAGACAAGCUGGGCACUCGGCGCCAUCUUCGAUCACUUCCACAAUCUUAAGAUUCAUUAAGUCUGCAGUCUUGAUGGUACAAGCAAGAAAGGAGUACAGGAGCAAAGCUGGGGGGAAUUUCACCUGAUCAAGCAGCCCCUCUUUUUCCUCCACCCUGAAACUUCAUUGAUUUUCAGACCUGCACUGCACUAUAACCCCGUACCACAUUCUCUAAACCCACCCCCAACAAGCCAAAUACCCAGAGAACUUUUCACAAAGAAAACACUAUAUUUUUGUUAAGAUGGCCAGGCAAGCAAGCUAUUUCUACUGGAUGAAUACAUUUGUUUCUGCUCUCGUAUGCUCAGAGACACUGUCUGUCUACUUUGGAUGUUUCCAAUCUUUAAUGCAACAUUUCUGAGCUCUUCAAACUUGAUUUAAGCAGUUGUACAGGAUAAUGUGCAGUGAGAUCCUUGUAAAACAUUACAAAUCCUCUCUAUUGUCUUUUUCAGUAAUCUGUUAGUGGUCUUGCUUUAGGUUAUGGUACAUUUUAAUGCAAAUUCCCAAAGAUUUUAGUGGCCCUCAAACUAGCACGUAACACUUUAAAUGUAGUUGGAAGAGCUACAGCUAUCUGUAUGAUUUGAAAUGUGGUUUGGGACCACCAGCUCAAAAUGGGGAUAACAGUAAGGAUAUGAGCAAAUUAUGGUGUCACUAAAUUGAUGAGAACGUGAAAGUUUUUGUAUGUCAUAAUGAAUGCAUGUAUUUGCGCAUGUCUGGUUGUACGUUAAGUUUUGCAUAGUUGAGCUGUAGAGUUGGAACAUGUUCAGAUGGACAAGGCUCUUGGUGAAAUGCUACAGGAGCUUUUUCAACCAAGGCCUUUCCAGCCAUGUUUUUUUCCCCUUCACACUGAAUGGCAUGCAGUUAGCAAAUAAAUCAACAGGUAUAUGAACACUUACCUUGUACAGCUUGAUCCUGUCAAUAUUACUAUCAAAAAUAACUUGAAGGACUGCUGGUUGAAGGUUAAAAAUAUAAGACGCUGUCACUGUAUUUUAUGCAAAAUGUACAUGGAAACAUAAUUUAGAGUACCAUGGACCUCAUUUAUGUCUUAAAACUUUGGUUUGGUUAUUGUGGAUGUUUUAAAAUAGUUUUUAGGAGUCAUUAUGUGGAACCGAGGUCGAGCAUUACUGUUUUGUGUAUGCAAAGACGCUCCGGUGUUAAGUUUAGGAAGUACCAGGCCAUUUAGAGAUUUUAAUGCAAUAUUGAAGGGUUACUUGUUACAGGUGCAAACGCCUGUAGAAGAUCUGAUAAUUUUUGUGAAUUAUUGUACAAAUAUUUAUUACAUAAGGAAGCUUACGGAAUAUGAAGUGUUACAUUGUUGUUGCAAUUUUUGUUAAUCCAACAGCUUCUUUAAACAAGCUUCAGUUUACCUUUACAUGUUUAUUUUCUUAGACUGUAUACUGUAUAUCCGUAAAUCAUCAGUAAUCACCUUUGCUAACAGUUUCCACCAUAGACAAGCAUUAGAAAUGUAAAAUGAUUAUGUAUUGCUUUCUUUGUCAUUUUUAGAACUAUUCUUUGCAGCAAAUGCUAUAAAUAUGCUUUUCAUAUUAACGUGUCUGUCACAUGUUGUAUAUUAAGUGAUUAUAUUGUACCUGUGUAUAAAUAAAAAAAC
This is a messenger RNA of Xyrauchen texanus (razorback sucker), 3196 nucleotides long. Its product is annotated as ectonucleoside triphosphate diphosphohydrolase 5-like. Gene Ontology annotation, molecular function: UDP phosphatase activity; GDP phosphatase activity. NCBI's taxonomy places the organism in Eukaryota, Metazoa, Chordata, Actinopteri, Cypriniformes, Catostomidae. Bases 229 to 1611 code for a protein of 460 amino acids. The record is from RefSeq and is a predicted model, not a curated record. Gene Ontology annotation, cellular component: membrane. The transcript is spliced from 14 exons. Gene Ontology annotation, biological process: nucleoside diphosphate catabolic process.